GACGUAGAAUUUACAGAUAGAGGGAAUUCAGAAUUGAAAGGUGCUGAUGACGUAGAAUUUACAGAUCGAGGUAAUUCAGAAUUGAAAGGUGCUGAUGACGAAGAAUUUACAGAUAGAGGGAAUUCAGAUUUGAAAGGUGCUGAUGACGUAGAAUUAACAGAUGGAGGGAAUUUAGAUUUGAAAGGUGCUGAUGACGUAGAAUUAACAGAUGGAGGGAAUUCAGAUUUGAAAGGUGCGGAUGACGUAGAAUUAACAGAUGGAGGGAAUUCAGAUUUGAAAGGUGCGGAUGACGUAGAAUUAACAGAUGGAGGGAAUUCAGACUUGAAAGGUGCUGAUGACGUAGAAUUAACAGAUAGAGGGAAUUCAGAUUUGAAAGAUGCUGAUGACGUAGAAUUAACAGAUAGAAGGAUUUCAGAAUUGAAAGGUGCUGAUGACAUAGAAUUAACAGAUGGAGGGAAUUCAGAAUUGAAAGGUGCUGAUGACGUAGAAUUAACAGAUAGAGGGAAUUUAGAUUUGAAAGAUGCUGAUGACGUGGAAUUAACAGAUAGAAGGAAUUCAGAAUUGAAAGAUGCUGAUGACGUAGAAUUAACAGAUGGAGGGAAUUCAGAUUUGAAAGGUGCUGAUGACAUAGAAUUUACAGAUAGAGGGAAUUCAGAAUUGAAAGGUGCAUAUGAUGAUGAAUUAACAGAGAGAGGGAAUUUAGAUUUGAAAGAUGCUGAUGACAUAGAAUUAACUGAUAGAAGGAUUUCAGAAUUGAAAGGUCAUGAUGACAUAGAAUUAAUAGAUGGAGGGAAUUCAGAAUUGAAAGGUGCUGAUGACGUAGAAUUAACAGAUAGAGGGAAUUUAGAUUUGAAAGAUGCUGAUGACGUAGAAUUAACAGAAAGAAGGAAUUCAGAAUUGAAAGAUGCUGAUGACAUAGAAUUUACAGAUAGAGGGAAUUCAGAUUUGAAAGGUGCGGAUGACAUAGAAUUAAGGGAUAGAAGGAAUUCAGAUUUGAAAGAUGCUGAUGACGUAGAAUUAAGGGAUAGAAGGAAUUCAGAUUUGAAAGGUGCUGAUGACAUAGAAUUAAUUACUGUCAAUGUAGAAAACACUUAG
Lottia gigantea (owl limpet) is the source of this 1095-nucleotide messenger RNA. RefSeq lists its product as hypothetical. The record is from RefSeq and is a predicted model, not a curated record. The annotation marks the transcript as partial. NCBI's taxonomy places the organism in Eukaryota, Metazoa, Mollusca, Gastropoda, Lottiidae. The transcript has a single exon.